AGGGCGUCAGGAGCUGGCAGCCUGCUCAGGAUAUUCCCUGGAAGGAGUAAUGGCUGGCGAGGAGUGACGGUGGGGGGGGGAGGUUGAGAGAGCACUCAGACACAGGGUAGCCUGAGACUCUAAGCACCGGCACUGCCAUGGAGCCAAGCACCCAGGUUCUGGAGCUGUUGGGGCUGAUGCUGUGCGGGGGGGCCUGGCUGUGCUCGCUGGCCACCACGCUGAUGUCCUGCUGGCUGACGCUGUCCACCGAGCUGCUGGCCACCGAGACCUAUGAGCUGGGGCUGUGGCAGACUUGCGUGGUGCAGGAGCUGGGGGUGCUGGAGUGCCGGCCGUAUGACGGUCUGCUGGGCCUGCCCCCCGACAUCCAGCUGGCCCGCAUCCUCAUGUGCGUGGCGUUGGCCGCCGGGCUGCUGGCGCUGCUGUUGGCCAUCCCCGGCAUGCACGGUAUCAACAGCUGCCGCGGUCAGCUGCAGGACCAGCGCUGCAAGAGGGGGCUAAAGAUGGCCGGGGGGGCACUGAGCAUGGCAGCCGGGAUCCUGGGGCUUGUCCCGGUGUCCUACAUUGCCCACCUUACGGUCCAACGCUUCUUCGACGAGUCGGUGCCCGAUGUGGUGCCGCGCUGGGAGUUCGGGGACGCUCUAUUCUGCGGCUGGGCGGCGGGGGUUCUUCACCUGGGGGCCGGAGCGCUGCUGCUGACUUCCUGUUUGUGUUCGCAGAAGGAAAACUGUAACACACCUGUCCACGUCCCCCUGGUGAGGGUGGGGGCACAGCUGGGGCGAUCCCCCAUCGGGACCAGAUCUGUGUACGUCUGAGACCACAUCCCAUCUUUAAAACAAAGAACACUUUCCAUUUUCAUAAAACCAAUUCAGGCUUCUGUUCCUCCGAAGUGCAAGUGACAACAGAGAAUAAAAAGGUAUGUUUUCUCAAAGAAGUUCUGAAUGAGUUUCAGAAGCUAGAAGAUAAAAGGGUCCAUUUUAAGAUCCUUAUUUAAAUUUUCACAGGCAAAAUUACUAUUUGGAUAAUGGAUGAAUCAGUUUGAGUCAUUUUUUUAUGGGAAAACAGAGAAACUCUUGGCAUGUCAUCUUGUUAAAUGUGAGUAUGCCCUAGUUAGUCUGUCCUCUGGGACAGGAAACUUGAAGAGAAGAGAACUA
Molecule: messenger RNA, 1151 nt
Organism: Etheostoma cragini (Arkansas darter)
Lineage: Eukaryota; Metazoa; Chordata; Actinopteri; Perciformes; Percidae
Product: putative claudin-24
Exons: 1
Coding region: 138-812 (224 amino acids)
Biological process (GO): cell adhesion; bicellular tight junction assembly
Cellular component (GO): bicellular tight junction; plasma membrane
Molecular function (GO): structural molecule activity
Source: RefSeq, a predicted model, not a curated record